GAUAGCGGAGCAGCCUGUCAGAGAAACACCCUCACUGCCAGCUUCGCCUUUCUCUAUCAUACCCCUCCGACUCUCGGCGCCUCUCUAAAGGCUUUCCCACCGCUCCAACGGCCGGCUAGCUGCUGGGCGGAGCCGCGUUGUUAUUCUUUCCUUUUUUUUUUUUUUAUACACUAUUUUUUUUUUUUUUUUUUUUGCCCGAACUAACAUUUAAUUCUUUCGGAGUUGAUUCGGGAGUAAAGAAGCAAGCGAGAGAGAGAGAGGACAGGGGAGAGCCAUGGCCACAACAACCUGUACGCGAUUCACGGACGAAUACCAGCUGUACGAGGAGCUGGGGAAGGGUGCAUUUUCAGUGGUGCGCAGAUGUGUCAAGCUGUCAACAGGGCAGGAGUAUGCUGCCAAAAUAAUCAAUACCAAAAAGUUAUCUGCAAGAGAUCACCAGAAGCUGGAGCGAGAGGCUCGGAUCUGUCGCCUUCUGAAACAUCCCAACAUCGUUCGUCUUCAUGACAGUAUAUCAGAGGAGGGCUUCCACUACCUCCUUUUUGACUUGGUGACCGGAGGUGAACUGUUUGAGGACAUUGUUGCCAGAGAGUAUUACAGCGAGGCAGACGCCAGUCAUUGCAUCCAGCAGAUCCUGGAGGCGGUGCUUCACUGCCAUCAAAUGGGUGUGGUGCACCGGGACCUGAAGCCAGAAAACCUGCUCCUUGCAAGCAAGUGUAAGAAUGCUGCCGUGAAGCUUGCUGACUUUGGCCUGGCCAUUGAGGUGCAAGGGGAUCAGCAGGCCUGGUUUGGCUUUGCAGGAACACCGGGAUACCUGUCCCCUGAGGUAUUGAGGAAGGAGGCAUAUGGCAAACCUGUGGACAUCUGGGCCUGCGGUGAGUUUAGAGAAAUGCUCUCAUUGAAGCACUACAUCCAUAUGGUAUUUGCUAAGUGUUCCUACACCAAACAGAAGGUUGAACUGAUAUUGUGUUUUUGUUGUAUUUGUUUUUUUUUGUGUGUUUUUGCAUGUGCUUGUGACUCAGGGGUGAUCCUCUACAUCCUGCUGGUGGGUUACCCUCCUUUCUGGGAUGAGGACCAGCACAAGCUGUACCAACAGAUCAAGGCUGGGGCUUAUGAUUUUCCAUCCCCAGAGUGGGACACAGUCACUCCAGAGGCAAAAAACCUGAUCAACCAGAUGCUUACAAUCAAUCCAGCCAAGAGGAUCACUGCCCAGGAGGCCCUUAAGCACCCAUGGGUCUGCCAACGAUCCACAGUGGCAUCUAUGAUGCACAGACAGGAGACUGUGGAGUGCCUGAAGAAAUUCAAUGCCAGGAGGAAACUCAAGGGGGCGAUUCUUACGACCAUGCUGGUUUCUCGAAAUUUUUCAGUUGGCAGCAGGCAGACCACGGCUCCAGCCUCUGUGACCGCGGCUGCGGCAGCUGCGGCUGCAGCCGCCGGCACCACCGCAGGGCUGGUGGAACAAGCAAAGACCUUGCUCAACAAAAAGGCUGAUGUUAAGAAACGCAAGUCCAGCUCGACUGUGCAGUACAUGCCCCAGACAAACAGCACCAAAAACAGCAUAGUCACCAGUCCCAAAGGAAACAUCCCUUUACCUGCUCUGGAACCUCAGACAACUGUCAUCCAUAAUCCGGUGGACGGGACAAAGGAAUCAUCAGAUAGCAGCAACACCACUGUGGAAGAUGAGGAUGUGAAAGGAAAGAGCUUAGACAACAGCUCACUUAAGGCGCAGUCCAGCACAAGUUCCCAGCCUGAUAGCACUCAGGGCUCCUCAGCAGCUGUGCACUCUGCUGCGAAGUUCGCUGACCUGCUGGGCUCUGUGCGUAGGGGCUCAGGGCCCAUUACCGACGGAGAAGGUAGAUCCAGCACUCCGCCUCCCGCUGCCCUCUCCGCCCCCUCCCCUCCACACACCCCCGCUGUCCCAAUGCAGAUGUCUCGGCUCACAGACUUGGUUAGCAGUGUUCGCAGGGCGCCGCCGCCCGCUGCACCUGAAGGCGACACAGCUCCCAGCACCAAGCCAGCCCCUCCACCUUCACACACCACUCCUCCACCUCCCCCUCACCACCCCUCCAGUCCUUCCUUAUCAUCCUCCCAGACACGCAAACAAGAAAUCAUCAAGAUCACUGAACAGCUGAUCGAGGCCAUCAACAAUGGAGACUUUGAUGCAUACGCUAAGAUCUGCGACCCUGGACUUACUUCGUUUGAACCCGAGGCUUUGGGAAACCUAGUGGAGGGGAUGGAUUUCCACAGAUUCUACUUUGAGAAUCUUUUGGCUAAGAACAACAAGCCCAUCCAUACUACCAUCCUGAACCCCCACGUCCACCUGAUAGGGGAGGACGCCGCCUGCAUCGCGUAUAUCCGGUUGACUCAGUUUGUUGACAACCAGGGCCGGCCGCGCUCCAGCCAGUCGGAGGAGACUCGUGUCUGGCAUCGUAGAGACAGCAAGUGGCAGAACAUCCACUUCCACUGCUCAGGCGCGCCAGCUGCGCCUCUCCAGUGAGUUGUGUCUGUCAGGAACGAUCUGCUAGAGAGAGGAGGAGGAGGAAGGGAUGAAGGAACACAUCCAGUGUUGAUUUGGAGGACAUGGCUCAUCACGCCUCAACAAAUCAAUCCCUCUCUCACUGGACUCCAUCCCCCAGCAUGCACCUCUACUUCAACAACUAUGACCCCGCCUCUGUCAGCAUCCACAAAGUGAGCCUCUGACAUCAUCCGACACCGGCUUCACAUCGCUCAGCAUCUCUACUCCUCUAGCCUUCCUCGUCUUCAUCUUCCUCUCUCCGGCUCACUGGGUGUUUGAUUCGGUGUGACUCCUCUUUCGUGCGGUUUCUUUCCCACUCCCACAAUAUUUUUUGUGACACCAUCCCUCUUGUCCUCCUUUGAAUCUUCACCUGUGUGACAUAAACACUGCACUGGAAAUACAGUAUGUAAAGUUUUAAGUCAAAUCUAUAAUUAUCAUUACUAUAUUAUGAUUAUUAUUGUUACACAUUUGCAACUGUAUAUGUAAUUUGUAUAACUCAGAUUUCUUGAUGCCAGUGGUUUUUAGAGGUAAAGGACUUUUUCUUUUGUUUUAUCUUUUUAAGUAAGCAUGUUUUAUCUCCCAUAAUAACAGUGGCUGUUUUUGUUUUACUGUGGCUGUUCUGUUGAAAAGGGUUAUUGGGCCGUUUUUAUAAUUUAGCUCUGCGACGUUAGCUGUAAUACUGCGGCGGAAGUUUCUGUUGUUUUUUAGCAUUUUUAUUUUUUAAUCAUGAAGUCUUUGUUGUUGCCUGGUGGAAGGGGUGUUUCAAAAUGCAGGCUAUGAUUUUACAGCUGGGGUGUGAAGUUAACACAGACUCAUCACAGGUAUGGGUUUUAUUUAGUUUAGGUUGAAACUCUUUAAUUUAAAAAUUUUAUUUCCCUGUCUAAUGUAUCCAAAGAAACUUAGUUUGAUUUGAUUACUGUGGAUUUUCUCUUAAGGCAUACAGGGUUAACAUUUUUCAUAGACUCAAAUUGGAACAUGCAGCCCGAAUACCUUUUAGUAAAUGUCCCUAAUAUUGUUUACAUUGAUUAAAAGUUUUCCCGCCUCAUGGAUGUAGGUGCAGUUACAAACAACAAAUUAUUUGCAUUAGAUCAUAUAAAAUAAAGACCACAAAAGCAGUGAUUCAGGAGUGCGUUUUACAGGGCUGAAGUAAAAGUAAAAGGGUAUUUGCAGAAGUAAUUCCUGCUGUAUGGGAUGAAAAACAACAUAUACAGUUAGUCGCAGUAAAACUUCAGCCAAUAGUUAUGUCUAGGAAAGAGAGACAGAGGUAACCAGUGAAAGACAGGACCCAGUUGAUCCUCUAUAGAAGGAGAACAUGUUGACAGCAGCAGCCUGCGCGUCCCUCCAGGAAUGUGUCACAGUUGAACAGAAUGCCUCAUGUUCCUACUAUGAAGAGAACAAAGCCAGGAGAGAACAAAGUUAACCUGAAAUGACUACAGAUAAUUGAAAAUUGGAGAUUAGUAGGAGAAUGUAGCCGAGUGAGGAUUAUGUGGUCAUUAUGUCCUCCAGCAGUCUAAGCCUAUUCAUUAUACCUUUUAAAACUCAAGGUACCUUUCCUAAACCUAAAUAAAGGAAAGGUUUAUGUUAGGAAGACGUGGAGCAAUAGAUACUGGCAUAUGAUAGAGCUUGAUUACUGUGUUUCUGUGGAAGAGGAAGCUAAUGAAGAGAAGCUAAAAUAGAAGAAUAUGAUCCCUUGCCGCAGUUCUUUGGUGUUCUGGUAGCCUCAGGUUGAGGGCAGGCUGCAGCCAUAGUGUUUCCUCUGCUGUCUUAACCAGUUCUUUCAUCUUAGGGUGACCUAAGGAAUGUUUCCUCAGACACCGGCAAAGGACAUGCUUAUACCCUUAAAACUUAGAGCUAAGGAACAACUAUUUGAACAAACUGUUUCAGAAUCAAUGGUUUCAAAAUUAUUUGAAAACACUUUCCUUAAAUAUGAUCCAGAAUCUAAAGUUUUAUUUUAUAGACCUACGAUAAAUUCCUUAGACUUCCUAGAUGAUCUUAUCAUUGCAAAAUAGUCGUUUUUCAAAAAGAAAUUGUUAGUCCCACCCUUAAAUUGAUCCUUAUAACUGAUCCGAGGUUAAGAAACCAUAAAACUCGUUUGAACUGAUAUGUUGUCUAUUUGUAUUGACUGGCUGUGUGUAUAAAAUAAAAUCCAAACAUGUUUUUAAGUCAAACACAGGUCUGAACUGAUGAGCGCAAGUAAACAUUAGACCAGACUUGAACAGAUGUGUUUGUGAGCACGGUCAUGCAAAGUAGGGACGUAGCAUUUACAGUCCACUCCGGGUAACUGAGCACAAUCUAAGGAACCUGCUGCUCUUCCUCAGCUGCAGUGUUUGUGGCAGGAGAAAGUCUUUGCUGAAGCCUGAAGCACAUAAACGGAGCAGGAAAGUUUCUUUCCCAUCUUGUUCUAACCUGAACUCAGGAGCUCUGAUUCAUGUCUUAAAAAUGCAUAAAGAUGGACAACCUGAAGCAGUGGUGUAAAAAUACACAAGCGGAGCAUACAGUCUGCGGCUUUUCCCAA
This is a messenger RNA of Cyprinodon tularosa, 5027 nucleotides long. RefSeq names its product calcium/calmodulin-dependent protein kinase (CaM kinase) II beta 1 (gene camk2b1). Gene Ontology annotation, biological process: protein phosphorylation. Gene Ontology annotation, molecular function: ATP binding; calmodulin binding; calcium/calmodulin-dependent protein kinase activity. The record is from RefSeq and is a predicted model, not a curated record. The coding region runs from base 275 to 2494 and encodes 739 amino acids. The transcript is spliced from 24 exons. NCBI's taxonomy places the organism in Eukaryota, Metazoa, Chordata, Actinopteri, Cyprinodontiformes, Cyprinodontidae. Gene Ontology annotation, cellular component: cytoplasm; neuron projection.